This is a messenger RNA of Gilbertella persicaria, 1050 nucleotides long. RefSeq names its product putative zinc-type alcohol dehydrogenase-like protein. NCBI's taxonomy places the organism in Eukaryota, Fungi, Mucoromycota, Mucoromycetes, Mucorales, Choanephoraceae. Bases 1 to 1050 code for a protein of 349 amino acids. Gene Ontology annotation, molecular function: oxidoreductase activity. The transcript has a single exon. The record is from RefSeq and is a predicted model, not a curated record.
AUGUCUUCUUUUCCUGCCACUCAGAUUGUUUAUCGUAUUAACGAAUUCAAGGGUCGGCAAGGUCUCAAGCGAUUUGAAGAACCAUUGCCUAAGUUAGACAAAACUGAAGUACUUGUUAAGAUCAAAGCUGUUUCUCUCAACUUUCGAGACUUGUUAAUUCUCAAUGAUAAUUACGGCUUUGGAGCCAAUGACCUUGUCAUUCCUUGCUCUGAUGGCGCUGGUGAGAUCGUAGCUGUAGGCGAAAAUGUAAGCGAUCUUCAAAUCGGUGAUCGUGUCACAUCCAACUUUGGCAUCAAGCAUUUAUAUGGCAUCCUUAAAUUGACUGACGGUUGCUUGGGUGCUAAUGUUGAUGGCGUUCUUUGUCAAUACAGAGCAUUUCCUCAAGAAAGCGUUAACAAGUUACCACAAGAUUCUCAUUUAACUGACGAAGAAGCUGCUUCUUUGGUCUGCACUGGUGCAACUGCUUGGAACUCGCUUUAUGGAUCUAACAACCCUUUUAUUGCUGGUCAAUCUGUUUUGAUGUUAGGUACAGGUGGUCUUUCCAUUACUACUUUGAUUUUGGCUAAGGCCGCUGGUGCUGUCACGAUUAUCACUUCUAGCUCUGAUGAAAAACUCAAGUACGUUAAGGAAACAUAUGGAGUUGAUUAUACCAUUAAUUACAAGACUUAUCCUGACUGGGAAAAGGAAGUAUUAAAAAUCACUCAGGGAGAAGGGGUUGACUUUAUUCUUGAAACAGGCGGCAACGGUACUAUUGUCAAAUCUUUGACAGCUGCAAAGGCUGGCGGUCAAGUAAACAUCAUUGGUAUGUUCACUCAGCCCGAAACAACCCCCGACCUUUUGCCUCUUAUUCUGAGCAAGGCUCUUAAUGUCAGAGGUAUUAUGGUCGGUUCCAAACAACAAUUUGGGGAAUUAGUCCGAUUUGUUCAUAGCAAGAAGCUUCGUAUGCCUGUAGAAAAGGUCUUUGGUUUCUCUGAAGAAGAAGUGCAAGCCGCCUUUAGUAAACUUGAAUCUCAAACACAUAUUGGAAAGACUGUCAUUCGAGUUGAUUGA